Scleropages formosus (Asian bonytongue) is the source of this 2752-nucleotide messenger RNA. It is a transcript of the gene snx10a, whose product is annotated as sorting nexin 10a. NCBI's taxonomy places the organism in Eukaryota, Metazoa, Chordata, Actinopteri, Osteoglossiformes, Osteoglossidae. Gene Ontology annotation, biological process: vesicle organization; intracellular protein transport; cilium assembly. Gene Ontology annotation, molecular function: phosphatidylinositol phosphate binding. Bases 1600 to 2295 code for a protein of 231 amino acids. Gene Ontology annotation, cellular component: endosome. The transcript is spliced from 7 exons. The record is from RefSeq and is a predicted model, not a curated record.
GUGGAACAUCGGAACUGUUCGAGGGGAAAAAAAAUGUCUCAGAACUUGAACGAAACUUUAGAACUCGAACCGAUGAACCUUUCAGGCUAAAACCUGUCAGAUACGAGACUUUUUUUAAAUUUUUUUUUUAAUUUAUUUAUAAAAAAAACCCCUGUAAAACAAAGCGUACGUAUGACUCAGUAUGAGUCAGUCUUGCCUGAGAACUCGUGGAGUGAACAUCUUGCUGAAUAGUGCUGUGAAUUUCCAUAUGUUUUUAUGGUGUUUUUUUUUUUUUUUUUUUUUUUUAAAUAUCUUGUCUUAAAUAAGCCAUCAUGGGUCCCAAGAAGGUUACUAGUGAAAGCAAUCAGCCAAAAAGGAAAAUAGUGAGAGCCACAAUAGAGGUUAAAAAGGAAAUAAUUGAAAAACAUGAUAGAGGUGUUUGCAUGGUUGAUCUGGCUGCACAGUAUGGAAUGCCUAAAUCUACGAUUUGCACUAUACUGAAAAAUAGAGACCAUCAAAGCAGCUGAUGUUGCUAAAGCAGUGAAAUCUAUUACAAAGCAAAGACCACAGGUACUUGAUAAGGUUGAAAAACUCCUCUUAAUUUGGAUACAUGAAAAAGUUAGCUGGUGAUAGUAUAUCAGAGGCAAUAAUAUGUGAAAAAGCAAGAAUGCUGCAUGCUGACCUCAUUAAAGACGCCCCUGGAACGAGUGAUGAUAGUGAGCCUUUCAAGGCUAGUAGGGGGUGGUUUGAGAAAUUCAAGAAAAGAAGUGGCAUUUAUAGUGUGGUGAGGAGUGGGGAGGCUUCCAGUGCAUCAGGUAUGUAUGUAUGUGUGUAUGUAUAUAGGUUUAAACAGGCAAUCAUUUUGGGGGUCUGGAAUGGAUUAAUCCAAUUUACAUUAUUUCUUAUGGAAAAAAUUGAUUUUUUUCAGAACUCAAAUGCCCUUCUGGAACGAAUUUAGUUUGAGUUCUGAGGUUCCACUGUAUUUUACCCUGUCCUUUAAAAGCGCUUCCAUUCUUGAAUACACUGUUUGCUUUUGUAUAUAUUUUUCUAAGGAGUUUAUAGCUGUAAUUUUUGACACUUGGAAUGCAAUGUUCAGUUUUCCUAUUUGCAGGUGUGUGUUUAAUCUUCACAACAAUCUGAUUUUUGAUCUAUAUUCAAGUAUAAAUGUACAGUCAGUCAAACCAAAGCCAUUUUAUAUCGCCAAAAACUGGCAAUUUUUCUGCUAGCUUUUUUUUUUUUUUUGGACUCCGGCAGACCUUAUAGCAUGAGCUUUUAUAUAUACUGUAUAAAUAUUCAUUCCACUCCGAUUUGAGUUGUCUGCAGCUUUCAAUCGGGCUUUAUGACAAUUUGUAUUGAUUUUUUGCAGCAUGCUCUCAUGCAGUUGAACAUCCAUUAAUGUUUAUGAAAGCUGUGUAAGUUUGAAAUCCUUGUGGGAAGGAUUUUAAUUUCCUCAUAUCAUUUCACUUCCUCUUGGUAAAUUACAGAACUGCGCAACAGUAACAGCACUUUGCAGUGGGUGUUUAAUUAGCGGUAAAGGACAGAUGAAUUCUCAGUGUUACACUAAGUACAGCAGAAGUCAAGACUAUCUUCCACAAGAAGAUAAAGAUUGGAAUCGGUACAAUGGAGGACAUUAGAAACUUGGCCAAAAAGGAAUUUGUUAGCGUUUGGGUCCGAGAUCCAAGGAUCCAGAAACGUGACUUCUGGCAUGCGUACAUAGAUUAUGAAAUCUGCUUGCAUACCAACAGCAUGUGUUUUAGGAAGAAGAUCUCGUGUGUUAGACGGCGCUACCGUGAGUUUGUUUGGCUCCGACAGAAGCUGCAGAACAAUGCUCUCCUCAUAGAGUUGCCUAAACUCCCCCCACGGAACCCCUUCUUUAGUCAGACCAACAACUUUCAUGUCGAUGACAGGAUGUACAAGCUGCAGCACUUCCUGGAAGCGGUCCUGCAAAUCCCUCUAGUGCUGUCUGACAGCCACUUGCACCUCUUCCUGCAAUCCAACCUCAGCAUUUCCAAGAUGGAGGCAUGCGCUGCCGGGCUGACGCAUUAUACAGUGGCUCAAGCCAUCCAGCGCAACGUGUCUGAAACCCAGCGCUUCCCUUCAGAGGAAGAGCUGCAUGAGGAGGAUAAGGCUUGCAGUGACUCUGACUCUGAUAGCACUUCAGCCCUUGGCUCCAGUAGUGAUCCUGGGACUCCCCCUGAGGAUGAGUUGAGACUUGGAGAUGGCAGCUCCUCUUCUUGUGACUGCCAGAAUGUUCAGGAGCAGGAAGAGCUCCUCAGUUGCUUGUCAUCUUUGCCCUGUGACGAAAAGGAAGGCUAGACCUUAGCUUGAUGUCUGACCUGAGACGAGAGCUGCUUUACUGCUUCACUUUACGUUGGUGCUAGUUGUAUUUCUAUAACAGUCUCCUUGUUUUAAUGGAACUGCCAUUUCAUGUCCCACAUGUCCAGUAUGUGCAUCUUAAACUUGUUUGUAUGUAUAACCCCCCCCCCCCUUAGUGGUUUAUCAAGUCCAUUAAAAGGGUUCAUAUGGAUAUGAAUGUGGAGUGAGACAGGCAGUCAUUCAUUUUUGAACAAGGAUUAAUCUGAAUUGUUUUGCAUUACUUGUCUGAGUGUGAGUACUUCCGUGUUUUCUCUUGUGUAAAAUAUAAUCUACAUUACUGUAAACUGAACUUAUAGGUCCUAGUUUGAGCAAAUGGGUUUUAAUUUGACUUAAUUUAAAAGUUAUUGUAACUCAAUUUUGAAAUGGUCAAGUUUUAUUUUUUUUAAGUUUUAUUGUA